Messenger RNA from Dromiciops gliroides (monito del monte), 1119 nucleotides. RefSeq names its product pulmonary surfactant-associated protein D-like. The record is from RefSeq and is a predicted model, not a curated record. Bases 1 to 1119 code for a protein of 372 amino acids. The transcript has 7 exons. Lineage: Eukaryota; Metazoa; Chordata; Mammalia; Microbiotheria; Microbiotheriidae.
AUGGUACUUCUCUGCCUCUCUGCAUUGGUCCUCUUCAUUCACAUCCUGGAUGCCCAUGCUGCAGGAAUCUCCAAGAGAUCAGUUCCAGAUGCCUGUGCCUUGAUUAUGUGUGGCCCUGUGGAAAAUGGAUUGCCUGGAAGAGAUGGGAGAGAUGGGAGAGAAGGACCCAGAGGAGAAAAGGGAGAUCCAGGAUUACCAGGACCUAGAGGCCCAUCAGGGUUAACUGGAGAAGUCGGUCCCAUUGGACCCAAAGGAGAAAAUGGUUCCAUGGGAGAUCCAGGCCCAAAGGGAGACAUUGGACAAAAAGGACUCGCUGGAGCUCCAGGUGUGCCUGGUCCACCUGGAAAAACUGGUCUCCCUGGACAACAGGGGAAUGUAGGACCUCGAGGUGAACAGGGACCCAAAGGAGAAGCUGGAGCCAAAGGAGCAGCAGGAAGACAAGGGGCCCAAGGUCCCACAGGUGCAAUAGGCCCCUCAGGCCCUAAGGGGGAGAAAGGAGUGUCAGGUGAAAGAGGACCUCCUGGAAAUCCUGGAGCAGCUGGCCCGGUUGGAACCCCUGGUCCUCCCGGCCCCUUAGGACCAAAAGGCCCAUCUGGGUCAAAAGGUGAUAGAGGAGUACCUGGGGAGAAAGGAGCCAAAGGUGAAAGUGGUCUCCCAGAAACCAAUGCUCUGAACCAGCAACUAGCAGCCUUACAGGAACAGAUGAAAACCCUCCAAACAAGUUUCUCCAGGUAUCAGAAAGCUGAACUGUUCCCGGGUGGCCGAGCAGUUGGGGAGAAGAUAUUCAAGAGCAGUGGUUCUGAGGGCAACUUUGAAAAAGCAUCGCAAUCAUGUGGCCAAGCUGGGGGGCAAGUAGCCUCUCCCCGGAAUGCAGCAGAGAAUAUAGCUCUUCAGGAGAUUGUCACAGUAUACAAUAAGUCAGCCUUCCUUGGCAUGACUGACACUAAGAGAGAGGGCAUGUUCAUCUAUGCAACAGGUGAACCACUGGUCUAUUCCAACUGGGUCCCAGGAGAGCCCAACAACGAUAGGGGUGGAGAAAACUGCAUUGAAAUAUAUUCCAACGGCAAAUGGAAUGACACAUUAUGUGAGGAGUUACGUCUUAUCAUUUGUCAAUUUUGA